ACAAUCACUUUUUUAUUUUAAAUUUUCAGUUUAACUUUUCACACAUAGAAUGCUACCGAGUUUUCAUAACUUAAUGAGGUGCUCUUCGAGCGUUUUGCAACAGUCUACAACUAGUAGUGGACCACUACAACCCUUCAAUCAUGAUGAUCUUAAUACGGCCACCUGUUCGGGACGCGGUGAUUGUCUAAAUGGCACAUGUCUCUGUGAAAUACGUUAUGCCGGCGAUGAGUGUAGUGGCUUUAAUUUGCCCUACUAUGCUGGCAUUUCAAGUGUUUUCUAUUUUGUUGCCCUGGUAUCGGUUAUACAAUUGUUUAUCUGUAUAGUGGCCGAAUAUCAAAGACUCAAACAACCGUCUGUGUUAAGGGCCUGUCGUAUUACCACUCAGAAAAUGUUAUAUUUUAUGGUAUUUGUAGCGGCCUCUUUGCGGGGAGCUUACUUUACAACACCGUUGGAUUUACAACCACAAUGGGCUGUUACCUUAAUGUCCGCCUAUUAUCCUUUAUUAAUGACCUGCGCUUCAUUGAUUGUUUGCAUGUGGGCUGAGAUCUUCCACUUGCGCGAUAUACGCUGGGAAAAAUCACAGUUUUUAUCGAAAAGUUUUCUCGGCUUUAUUGCCUUCAAUUUCUUUCUCUACAGUCUUUUUGGUGUUGAAGUCUUCUCGUCGCUCAUUAACUCCGAACGCCAAACAUAUGCUCAUAUUUUCAAUGGUUGUUAUGCCGUCUUGCUCUUAGUAGUUGUGGUCUUUUUCCUCAUCUAUGGCGUAGAAGUAUUCUUUAAAUUACGCGGUGGUUUUGUAUACGAUCAAACGGGUAAAAUUCUAGGUCCCAGUGAGGCCAUUGUCAAUGCUUCACAGUUGCAUCAAUCACGCCUGGGACUGCUGUCGCAGGCUAUAAUGUUAAUAGUGAUAGUGGGAUUUUUAACAUCAGAGACUUUGGGAGAUUUUUGGAAAACAAAAGUGCCUGUCUAUUCACGCAAUUGGCAUGAUAUUGUCUUUCGCAUUGUUGAAAUAGGUGUUGCUUUGUGGUUUCCUUGCUGUUUAUGGAAUUCUAUGGCUCCCGAACAAUUAUGGAUCUUAAAUCCUCGCAAAUUAAUAUCAAGACAAAUCGACCCAUCGAUACCCACCACCUCAGCCGAAACGAAAACUCUUUCACCCGAAGAGGGACAAUCGUUUUUGAAUAAAAAAGAUUGUUGGAUUUGUUAUGACAACGAUAAACCAGAGCCUUUAAUACAACCCUGCCGUUGCACUGGUGAUGUUUCGUCGGUGCAUCAUGAAUGUUUGAAACGUUGGCUGGUGGAGAGUUGCAGUAAAACGGAGGCACAAUUGUCAUGUAAAGUUUGUGGUUUUCCCUAUGAAAUAGAGAAAACAAAAAAGUGAGUAGAAUUUUGUUUU
Messenger RNA from Lucilia cuprina (Australian sheep blowfly), 1390 nucleotides. RefSeq lists its product as uncharacterized. The record is from RefSeq and is a predicted model, not a curated record. Lineage: Eukaryota; Metazoa; Arthropoda; Insecta; Diptera; Calliphoridae. The transcript has 4 exons. The coding region runs from base 50 to 1375 and encodes 441 amino acids. Gene Ontology annotation, molecular function: zinc ion binding.